Thalassophryne amazonica is the source of this 2547-nucleotide messenger RNA. It is a transcript of the gene rpgrb, whose product is annotated as retinitis pigmentosa GTPase regulator b. NCBI's taxonomy places the organism in Eukaryota, Metazoa, Chordata, Actinopteri, Batrachoidiformes, Batrachoididae. The transcript has 18 exons. Bases 84 to 2255 code for a protein of 723 amino acids. The record is from RefSeq and is a predicted model, not a curated record.
UCGUCACCUAGGCGAAGUUUUGUUUACUUCCGGUUUUUGUGAGAGGAAAACAGCUCGAGUAAAGGAGAUUAAAGUGAUGAGAGAUGGACACAGAAGACGAUAUACCGGAAACAGGUGCAGUUUUCACAUUUGGAAAAAGCAAAUUUGCAGAUAACACCCCAAGUAAAUUUUGGCUUAAAAACGACAUUCCCCUGAAAAUCUCUUGUGGUGAUGAACAUACGGCGCUGAUAACAGAAAAUGGAAAACUCUUCAUGUUUGGCAGUAACAACUGGGGUCAGCUCGGUUUGGGAUCCAAAGUGAGCGUGACCAAGCCAAUGUGUGUCAAAGCCCUUAAAUCAGAGAAAGUGCAGCUUGUCGCCUGUGGAAGAAAUCACACCAUCAUCUGCACAGCUCGGGGGAAUGUGUACGCCACAGGUGGGAACAGCGAUGGCCAGCUGGGUCUCGGUGACUGCGAGGAGAGAACGUCCUUCCAGCUUGUUGCUUUCUUUGCUUCGUACGCACCGAUGAAAAUGGUCGCUGCUGGUUCAAACACCUCAGCUGCUCUCACCGAGAGCGGGAAGCUGUUCAUGUGGGGCGACAACACCGAGGGUCAGAUCGGGCUGGGGAAGGAGAGCCACGCCUCCUCGCCACAGGAGGUCAGCGUAGGACAGCCUGUGUCCUGGGUGUCAUGUGGUUACUACCACUCUGCCUUUGUGACAGUGGGUGGCGCCCUGUACACAUUCGGUGAGCGUGACAGCGGUAAACUGGGUCUGGGCACCGACCAGCUGGCCAGACACAGAGUCCCUCAGCUGGUGAAGACCAUCACAGAACCCGUUACCCAGGUAGCCUGUGGCGGCGGCCACACCGUGGUGCUCACAGAGGACAGCGUGUACACAUUCGGGCUCGGUCAGUUUGGGCAGCUUGGCCACGGGACCUUCAUCUUUGAGUCUCGACUGCCACGCCUGGUGGACCACUUCAGGAAGGGACGUGGCUGCCAGGUGGCGUGUGGGGAGAACCACACAGCUCUCAUCACAGACCGCCGUUUGCUCUACAUGUACGGAGACGGACGACAUGGAAAACUGGGUCUGGGAGACGAGAACUUCACCAACCAGUUCAAGCCCACUCUGUGUCCACGUUUCCUCAAGUACCAGGUUCAGGCGGUGGCGUGCGGCGGCUGUCACACGGUGGUUUUGGCGCAGCCCAGAACACAGAACUGCGGCGACGUGCUGCUGGAGGACGAUGACGUGACGGAGGUUUACCUGGAGAAACCAUACGUGGAGUUGCUGGGUGACACGGUGGACUCCUCCACAGUGCAGCGGAGCCUCUCUGCUCGGGUCCGCAGGAGAGAAAGGGAGCGAUCGCCGGACCAGUUUGGCACCAUGGUCCCCUCGGUGCCUGCCCAGGUGCCCGUCACCGUCAGCCGGCUGCCGCCACCUGUCUCCAGCCAGACCGUCCCAGCCAGAGGGUCUCCAACCGAAUGGGCCCACAGAGAGGUGCUGAACGGCCUUCAUCGACACGACAGCUCAGGAUCCGCCCACAACGAUAACGGUGAGACAGACAGCGCGGUGGAGAGCCUGACUGACGCGGACAGUGUCAAAGGUCUGGGAGAGUCGACAGACGUCCUCAACAUGACACACGUGAUGAAGAUGGACCUCAGUGAGGAAACAUUCACACUGUCUCCGGUUCACAAGGGUUUGAAAGGUCACACGUGGAGCAAAUAUAAGGAAGAAGAUGUGCAAGAGGAUGAUGCCGCUGAAGCUGAGGAGGAGGAUGAAGAUGACGAUGAUGAUGCAGAGGAAAUGACAUCAGCUGAGACAGACAAACCAGCAGAAGAAAAAGACGGUUGUGAAGAUACGAAGCCUGAAGAGCAGAAAAAACAACCUCAGCCUGAUGGACAGCAGACAGGGUACAAACUAUCCCUGCUUGUCCCCACGUCAUUUCCAUCAUCUGUAGCACACAUUCGGCUUAAUUACCUCCACCAAGGAGUGUCUGAAACAGCAUUGAACGAUUCUGAGGAACCAGAUGCGUCUGUUGAGAACCUGAAGAGCCAAUCAGGUCCCAGUAAGAAGCUCUCUUUCUUCAGGCGGUUGUCUUCUUCCAGAUCGAAGCAGGAGACCGACCAAACUGUUAGCAAGGACACAUCUCUCCACGAAGAGCCGUCCCCUGCUGAUGACCAGGGAAACAGCAGCCCGCCAUUAAACAGAGGAGAAGCACAGCAGAAGGUUCUGUCCUCAAGGACCAAGGGGCCACAAUCUGGUACCUGCUGUGUGCUGUAACUCUAAGGACAAAAGGUCUCAGGGGACAGUGGCCUUCAAGAAGUCCAACUGAAGUAUUCACAGGAAAAUUAGCAUCAAAUGAUGCUUACUAGUAGUUCCCUUCAGGAAGGAUCAUGAAACCCAGGACAUGGUCCCAAAUUAAUCUGAAUUCAUGGUCUGCAGUUUGGACCCAAACAUUUUGAUCAGAACAGAGCCAAGAAAAUCUUCCACACAAAAAAAGCUUUGAUCCCAUAAGACUGGAGUUGAUCCAAAAUGGAUCUGUAAUUAAUUAGACCCAACCUGAGAAGGACCA